This is a messenger RNA of Boleophthalmus pectinirostris (great blue-spotted mudskipper), 1947 nucleotides long. Its product is annotated as tubby-related protein 1-like. The record is from RefSeq and is a predicted model, not a curated record. Bases 155 to 1753 code for a protein of 532 amino acids. Gene Ontology annotation, cellular component: cilium. The transcript is spliced from 14 exons. NCBI's taxonomy places the organism in Eukaryota, Metazoa, Chordata, Actinopteri, Gobiiformes, Gobiidae. Gene Ontology annotation, molecular function: actin filament binding. Gene Ontology annotation, biological process: protein localization to cilium.
CAUGGCUGUGUCAUAGCUUCCGGGUUGUGGCACAGUUCAAAUGGGACUUGUUGCUUUGUUGGAAAUCCUCUUACACACUGAGAUCAUGUGACCCGUGUUUUGCAUGGAGCAUUCACUUAGACAGGAUAUAACACAGAAGGCACUGGAGUGAAUCAUGUCUCGACCAAAUACCACAGUGAAAGAGGCCUGGACUCGAGAAAGAAUUCCUCACAUUGAUGAUUCCGAUUCGUCUUUAGAGCAGAAGUCUCAGAAGAUUAAAAAGAAGAAGGAGGAUGCAAAGGACUCAAAAGAGGCUAAACUCAAUGGAAGUGAAACCAAGCCUAAGAAAUCAAAGACAAAAAAGCAUGAAGAGGAGGAUGAUGAAGAUCCACCUGUCGAAAAAACUGGGAAGAAAGUGAAGAAGAAGAAGUCAGAGAAAGAGUCUGAACCAGAGGAAAAGGACAAAGAAAAAGAAACUAAGAAGAAAACGAAAAGUGUUCCCAAAAAGAAAAAAGACAGCUCAGAUGAUGAUGACGAUGAAGAUGAGGAUACGCCUAAAAAGAAAACCAAAAAGAAAAUGACAAAAGACAGCUCCCCAUCGUCAACGUCUGGAAAAGAGAAGAAGUCCAAAUCUAAAGAUGACAAAGAUUCUGACGGCAAAGAAAAAAAGUCCAAGUCAAAAGAAAAGGACAAGAAGAAAGAACCAGCCUCGAUGUUUCAGAUAAAUGGAGACAAGGACUCUAAACCCAAAAAGAAAGCUGCAAAAUCAGAUAGUGAAGACAGUGAAGAGGAGACCAAGCCUAAAUCAAAGAAGAAGUCCAGUAACUCAGCCUCAUUGUUUGUAGUGUCAGAUGACAAGGACAAGGACAAAGGCAAAGACAAGAAGACCAAGAAAAAAGCUAAGAAAGAAGAAGAAAGUGACUCAGAAUCUGAAAAAGAAGAGAAAUCUAAGAAGAAGAAAGGAAAAGGAAAAAAGAAAAAGGCAAGAUCUCCAUCACCAGAGAUUGAGUUUGACAACUUGGAGAAGUUUGUGUUAGAACCAGCACCUCAAGGUGUCACAGUCAAAUGUAGAGUGACCAGGGAUCAGCGUGGGGUGGACAAGUCUCUCUAUCCACUGUAUUACCUCCACCUUGACAAUGAAAAGAAGACAUUUUUAUUGGCUGGAAGGAAGAGAAAGAAAAGUGCCACUUCAAAUUACCUAAUUUCAAUUGAUGCAACUGAUCUGUCAAGAGGAGGAGAUAAUUUUGUUGGGAAACUAAGGUCAAAUUUGAUGGGCACCAAGUUUACUGUGUAUGAUAAUGCCCUGAAUCCUGAAAGGGCGCUUCCUGACAUGUCAAAUGCACGUCAAGAGUUAGCUGCAAUCAUAUAUGAAACAAAUGUUUUAGGAAUCAAAGGUCCUAGAAGGAUGACAGUCAUUAUACCAGGAAUGAACAAAGACAAUGAACGAAUCCCUCUACGACCCAGAAAUGACUAUGAUGGCCUGCUGAUAAGGCAUCAGAACAGAAGGAUGGAUAAUCUGAUUGAGCUGCGUAAUAAAGCUCCAGUUUGGAACGAGGAGUCAUCAUCGCAUGUGCUCAACUUCAAUGGCCGUGUCACUCAGGCCUCCAUCAAAAACUUUCAGAUAGUUCACAGCAAUGACUUGGACUACAUUGUGAUGCAGUUUGGACGUAUAGCUGAUGAUAUUUUCACUCUGGACUACAACUAUCCUAUGUGCGCCGUUCAGGCCUUUGCCAUUGCUCUAUCUAGUUUUGAUGGAAAAAUUGCCUGUGAAUAAAAUACUCCAAUUCGUCAUACAAUCUAUUGCAUUAAUGUCAAACAAAUGGUGUCAGUUUGGGUUUGUUCAUCCUAGUUUUUUAGCUUAAAUUAUUGUUGCUUUUUAUUUGACUUUUUUGCCGUUUUUGAAUUUUUAUUUACUUUGAACAAUUUAUAUGUGUUAAUGAAAUCUAAUAAAUGUGAACUGAGUAUAAA